GACCAGUUUAUCAUGAAUAUUGUGACUGUCCUGAAGAAGACCCUGAGAUCUGGCAGAACGUUAUGUCUUGUCCAUCCCAAGAACCUCAGAUUACAAAGGAUUUCAUGUCUUUUCCCACCAUCGACCUUCAGCGAAUGCUUAAGGAAAUCCCAGCCAAGUUCAGUCAAACAAGAGGUGCUAUCGUUCAUUACACUAUUCUCAAUAAUCAUAUCUACCGUCGUUCCUUGGGGAAGUAUACAGACUUCAAAAUGUUCUCCGAUGAAAUGUUCCUGUCACUGGCAAGAAAGGUUCGUCUUCCUGACGUGGAGUUUUAUCUUAAUGUUGGAGAUUGGCCAGUUGAAUAUCGGAAAGCUAAUGAUACACCUGGUCCUAUACCUAUCAUUUCAUGGUGUGGCUCUGUGGAUUCAAGAGAUAUAGUCCUUCCAACAUAUGAUGUAACCCACUCAACUCUUGAAACCCUACGUGGUGUCACAAAUGAUCUCCUUUCUAUUCAAGGAAAUACAGGCCCAUUCUGGGAAAACAAAACUGAGCGAGCUUUAUUUAGAGGUCGAGACAGCCGAGAAGAACGUCUCCAUCUUGUCAAGUUAUCCAAGGAAAAUCCAGAACUACUAGAUGCUGGAAUAACAGGAUAUUUCUUCUUCAGAGAAAGAGAAAAAGAGCUGGGAAAGGUGCAGCUGAUGGGCUUCUUUGACUUCUUUAAG
Messenger RNA from Antrostomus carolinensis (chuck-will's-widow), 701 nucleotides. RefSeq names its product protein O-glucosyltransferase 3 (gene POGLUT3). The transcript is spliced from 3 exons. Gene Ontology annotation, molecular function: glucosyltransferase activity. The record is from RefSeq and is a predicted model, not a curated record. The annotation marks the transcript as partial. Lineage: Eukaryota; Metazoa; Chordata; Aves; Caprimulgiformes; Caprimulgidae. Gene Ontology annotation, cellular component: endomembrane system.